Rana temporaria (common frog) is the source of this 1171-nucleotide messenger RNA. It is a transcript of the gene RWDD3, whose product is annotated as RWD domain containing 3. Bases 59 to 907 code for a protein of 282 amino acids. Gene Ontology annotation, molecular function: protein binding. Gene Ontology annotation, biological process: positive regulation of hypoxia-inducible factor-1alpha signaling pathway; positive regulation of protein sumoylation. The record is from RefSeq and is a predicted model, not a curated record. NCBI's taxonomy places the organism in Eukaryota, Metazoa, Chordata, Amphibia, Anura, Ranidae. The transcript has 4 exons.
CAGUUCGGCGCUCGACUUCUGUUGUCUGAAAUCGGCACAUGCUCAGUAGCUGCAUGGGAUGCAGAUUUUCAUGACGCUACACCGGAUCGGUGACAUGGAUGGGGGCUCCGGGGAUUGCAUGUCAGAGGCGGUGCUGGAGGAGAUCUCCGUGCUCUCUGCCAUAUACUGUGAGCCGGGGGAAUUUGAAGUUCUCUCACGUUCAGAGAGUGGAAUAACAGUAAUGAUUCAGACAAGCGUGCAGCAGCUAACAGAAUCAGAAAUUCGUCUACGACUCAUAUUUGAUCUGCCAGUUACAUAUCCAUCCACCCUACCAAAUGUAUCUGUCAGCUCGGAAGAACUUACCAGGGUGCAGUGUAAGGAGCUCAGAGACAAAUUACUUGGCCAAGCCGGCCAGCAUCUCUCAGAGCCGAUGAUACAUGACUUGGUCCUGUGGGCGCAACAGAAUCUUAACACUCUAAUUGGGGAUUCCAUUUCGGAUGAAAACCACCCUCUGUCAGCAGGCACCAUGACUGACGAGGGCACCUGGACAAUGCUUUUACAUUUAGAUCACAUGAGAGCAAAGGACAGAUAUAUCAGGACAGUAGAAAAAUGGACUUCUGAUUUAAACCUGACUGGAAAACUGAUGUUCAUGGGCAAAAUAAUUUUAAUUCUUUUGCAAGGAGACAGGAGUAGUUUUCGGGAGUAUUUGGUCCUCAAUAAAAGCUGCAAGGUAGAUGUGGACUCCAGUGGGAAGAAAUGUAAAGAGAAAAUGAUCAGUGUUUUAUGUGAAGUUAAAUUACCACAAGUGCAGAAGAGACUUUCUACAUUUGAAAUAAAGGUAUAUCCAUCGGUUAGUGAAUUGGAAAGAGAAUUUGAGGCAACUGGACUCUCAUUUGUUUUUACAGACUAUGUGCAAGGUAUUUUAUGAAGACUGGAAAAUGGGUCUGAACAGGACGGAAACAUCCGUAUUAAAAUGUUGUCACAGCUACAUAGAUUUCUAGGAAGACGUAUUAUUGGAGUGAUUUUCUACGCUUCUGUUGAUAUUUCACUUGGAAACUUAUUCAGAUUUGUAAAUUCAUGGAAGAAGUUUAACUAUACAUGACAGGAUAUAAUUUGUUGUCUGUUCCAUACAUGUUCUCAUAUUUUUCCAGAUUUGUCAUCUUUUAUUAAAGUUAUGCUUGGUUACAUGAAA